This is a messenger RNA of Artibeus jamaicensis (Jamaican fruit-eating bat), 3807 nucleotides long. RefSeq names its product butyrophilin subfamily 3 member A3-like. The transcript is spliced from 9 exons. Gene Ontology annotation, molecular function: signaling receptor binding. The coding region runs from base 976 to 2775 and encodes 599 amino acids. NCBI's taxonomy places the organism in Eukaryota, Metazoa, Chordata, Mammalia, Chiroptera, Phyllostomidae. Gene Ontology annotation, biological process: T cell receptor signaling pathway; regulation of cytokine production. Gene Ontology annotation, cellular component: external side of plasma membrane. The record is from RefSeq and is a predicted model, not a curated record.
GAAAAAAUACACAACGAAGACACAGAAAGGACAGUGUUGAGAGUUCUGUGUCAAGGGGACAAGGGGCAGGCAACACAGUCUGUUCAGGUGACUGGUUGAGGUCAGCAAAUCCCCCGGAGCUGAGUGUCUGAGGGUGGACUGAGCUCCUUCUGACGUUAGUGCCUAGAAUUCUUAAGCAAACCAGCUGUUUAUCUGCAGUCACAUGGUGCUGUGUUGGCCAAAACGUUUGUUUGUUUGGUGAAUAUGUUGUUCAGUCAAUUACUGGUGAAAAUGAAAAUGUUUCUAUUUUUACUUAAAACUGAGUGAACCCCUUGACCAACCCUACAGUUGGCAGGUCAUCACUUACAGAACCGAUGGUGAAGGCGUGGCCUGGUGGGCUGUCAGGUUGUGUCUUAAUAUUUAGAUGGUAAACCCUGGCCUGUGUGGCUCAGUGGGUUGGGGCAUCACCCCAUACAGGGACAGGUGGUGCCUUUGAUUCCUCUUCAGAACACAAACCUAGUUUGCUGCUUCAAUUAUUACAUGUUGGUUGGGAAGUCUAGGAGAGGCAAGUACUAGAGCUCUCUCUCUCUCUCUCUCUCUCUCUCUCUCUCUCUCUCUCAUAAAGUUACAAUAUCAAUCCUUCCAACCCAGGAGCACAGUGUAUCCUUUCAUUAACUUGUACUCUUGUCACUUUCUUUCUUCCUUGUCUAAUCAUUUUCAGGGUAGAGCUUUUUCAACUCUUUGGUUGAAUUUAUUCCUACACAUGUUAUGCUUUUUGAUGAAGUGGUAAGUGCAAUGUAUGAUUCUUUUCCUUCUGAUUAUUCAGUGUUGCUGAUAGAAAUGCAACAGGUGUCAGGUUUUGUGUCCUGCAACAUUAUGGAGUUCACUUAGUAGUUCUAGUAGUCUAUCUCUUUGGUGGAGUCCUCAGGCUUUUCCAUACAUUGUGUCACGUGAUCUGCAUGUAGUGAGAGGUUACCCUCCACCUCUCUGGUUUGUAUGCCGUUGGUUUCCUUGUCCGGUCCGACUGCGGGCUGCACCCCCAGUACUGAGCUGAAUGGAAGUGGCCAGGAGGGAAGGGAGGUCGUCAUUGCUACCCACUUCCUGCUGGCAUCUCUGUCUGCACAGCAGGUAACCAUGGUCCUCCCUCUGCCUGCCCUCCCUGUCUGCCUGGCCCUGGUCCAGCUGCUCAGCCCCUGCUCAGCAGCUCAGUUUGCUGUGGUUGGACCCCGGGAGCCCAUCCUGGCCAUGGUGGGUGAAGACGCUGAGCUGCCCUGUCACCUGUCCCCGAACAUGAGCGCUGAGCACAUGGAGCUGAUGUGGGUGCGAUCCAGCCCCAGGCAGGUAGUGCACACGUAUGCACACGGGCAGGAGGACACGCCCGCAGCAGAGUAUGGAGGGAGAACUUCGAUUUUAAGGGAGGACAUCACUGCGGGGAAGGCUGCUCUGCAGAUUCGAGAUGUCAGAGCCUCUGACAGAGGAACCUACCUCUGUUAUUUCCAAGAUGGAGAUUUCUUUGAAAAUGCCCAGGUGCAGCUGGAGGUUGCAGGCUCCUUUUUCCAGAGUGUGCAGCACUGUGAGCUGGCCUUCUGGGUGACCCUGGCUAUUCCGUUCUUGCUUCUGGUGGGAGCGGGUUGCUGCCUGUGGCAACAGCACAAGAAGGUCCAGGUUCUGUCCAAGGAGAAGGAGCGGGAGCGCGCAGAGAAGGAAGCAGCGCAGGUGCAGAAGGAAGCAGCUGAGGCCGAGAAAGCAGCAGCUCAGGCCGAGAAAGAAGCAGCCCAGUGGGAGAAAGAAGCAGCUCAGGCCGAGAAAGAAGCAGCUCAGGCCGAGAAAGAAGCAGCUCAGGCCGAGAAAGAAGCAGCUCAGGCCGAGAAAGAAGCAGCUCAGGCCGAGAAAGAAGCCGCCCAGUGGGAGAAAGAAGCAGCGCAGGCCAAGAAGCAGCUGGAGAGAAGCAUGAAAGAGAAGCUGCAGGACGAACUCAGGUGGAGAAUGAUCCCAUACCUACCACGUGAGGACCGGUCUCAGGCCUAUGCAGACUUGAAAAUGGCCUUCUUCCAGCCUGGGAAUGUGUUUCUGGAUCCAGACACGGCGCACCCCGCCCUUCAUGUUUCUGCGGACCAGAGGAGACUGCAGAGGGCAGACCCAUGGCAGAACCUGCCAGAAAACCCUGAGAGAUUUGACCAGGAGUUCUGUGUGCUGGGCUGUGAGAGCUUCACAUCAGGGAGACAUUUCUGGGAGGUGGACGUGGGGGACAGGGCACAGUGGUGUGUUGGGGUUUGUAGGGAGAACGUGACGAAAAAAGGGAAGUUUAUAAUGGCCCCCGAUAAUGGAUUCUGGACAGUGAAACUGAAUCUUGGGAGAAACUACUGUGCUCUCAUGGGCCCGCAGAUGACACUGACCAAUGUGAGCCCUCCCGCGAGGGUGGGGGUUUUCCUGGACUAUGAGCUGGGGGAGGUCUCGUUCUACAACGCCAUCGAUGGGUCUCACAUCUUCACCUUCCCACACACCUCCUUCUCUGGGCCCCUGAGGCCUGUUUUCGGGAUUUCAACAUUGGACCCCACACCCUUGACCAUUUGCCCAGCGCAGAAAGCAGUGGGGAGGUCCCUUGUGCCUGACCGAGGGUCUGACUCUUCCCUGGAGACCCCAGUGUCCCCGGGCUCAGGUGAAGGAAAUGGGGACCCUCAGGCUGAAGAAACGUCUCUGCUUCUCGCUGCCCAGCCUGGACCUGAGGGCCUCCUGACCCGCAAAAUAUCUCAACAGGAAAUCACUACAAACACACAGAGUGAGGGACUUCACUAACACUCAUUCAAUUUUUUCACUUGAGAGACAAGGAGACCACGGGGCAGAAAGUGAGUUCACUUUCCAAAGGUGACUCAUUUGGCUUCAAACAACCAGAGCUGACAUUUAUAGGUAACUUCACAUGUACUGGGUGCUGUGUUAACAGGUUCAGGUGACUCUCACUCAUUCUCAAAAUCCCCGUGAGGUAGCCUCAUUAUGAGAGUGUGGAAACUGAAGCAGCGGCCGUUAAGUGACAUACAUAAUUCACUCAGAUUUUAGUGCUGAAUGAUGUUCAUACCCUCCCCCUCCCUCUCAUCUGUCCCUUUGCAGCUGAUUGUCCUGUUGGGCAGGGUCAAGGGCAGCGCUGAGGGUCCCUCCCAGGGCACCAAGGGUAAAGGUCACUGCAGGUGACUGUGAAGGCCACUCCCCACUUGGAUCUUUGUAGGUCAACUGUCAGAGCCAUGGUCCACCCCUUCACUGACUGGCUCUGCAGGACACUGUGGUCCAGAGGAUGAAUUCACAGUGACCCCAUCACACAGGGCUGAGAAGGGACCAGUGACUCCCUUCUAAACCAGCCUGUGACCUGUGAGCACAGAGCAGACCCAACCUCCUACCUCACACCUGAAGGGCCUCUGUGAACAGGACUGUGGGAGGAAGGGGCAGGUGGGCGUCAGUGGAAUUUUUCUCACACGGUGGGAUCCAUGUCCAGACCAGGGACACCCACCACUGAUCACCCACUGAGGUUCCUGAGGUUUCUGUCACCUGUGGUUCCUGAGGAAAGACCGUUCUUCCUCAUUAUCAUCAUUACUGUGCCUGUUCAUGAUGAAUCCCUGGCCCAUGUGGGUGUCAUGUUACAUUUUUAAUAUAAAUUUUUCAAUAAUGUUCCCACUUCAACAGAGCUCUUUUGAGAUCUAACCCCAUGGUUAACUCACCAGGUUCACAGUUUAGCUCCUUGUCACAUUUUUACUCACUUCUUACUGAAUUAAUUUUCUCUUUUUGCUGUAAUAGUAUAAACUUCAUGACCUAAUACAAUACAAAUUCAUUAUCUCACAA